Brachypodium distachyon (stiff brome) is the source of this 1478-nucleotide messenger RNA. Its product is annotated as short-chain dehydrogenase reductase 3a. The transcript has 2 exons. The record is from RefSeq and is a predicted model, not a curated record. NCBI's taxonomy places the organism in Eukaryota, Viridiplantae, Streptophyta, Magnoliopsida, Poales, Poaceae. The coding region runs from base 242 to 1201 and encodes 319 amino acids.
UGUCGACAGAAUCACGCACGUGCAUGCAUUCACCAGAACCACCAAAGCUGAUCGAUGACAGCAACGUGGGCACCCACAAGGAAGGAGUAAGUACGAAUUUAUUAUCGACACCGCAGGCGCCGCAGACUGGAUUACAAAUCAAGGGCCAUGCAAACGUGCCAAGACACAUUACAGCUCAGAGAGUCAGAGCUCAGCUCAGAUCAGUCAGAAAUUCGGCACUCAGCUUUGUUGCUCCGGGAGAAUGCUUAGAGCAACGUCCGAUUCGAUGCUCAGAGCAAUGCAUCUCGCUUUCAGGAGGGAGAACAGUAGUAGAGCAACGUCGUUGCGCGGCCUGGCAGGUCACUUCUCGACGGCGUCGACGAACAACUGCCAGAGGCUAGCCGGCAAGGUGGCCCUGAUCACUGGCGCGGCCAGCGGCAUCGGCAAGGCGACGGCCAUCGAGUUCGUCCGGAACGGCGCCAAGGUGAUCCUCGCCGACAUCCAGGACGCGCCCGGCCGCGCCCUCGCCGCGUCUCUCGGCGCGGACGCGGCAGAGUACACCCGCUGCGACGUGACCGACGAGGCCCAGAUCGCGGCGGCCGUGGACCUGGCCGUGUCCCGCCACGGCCGGCUCGACGUCCUCUACAGCAACGCCGGCAUCUCCUCCGGGACCGGCCCUGCGCCCCUAGCCGAGCUCGACCUGGCCGACUUCGACCGCGUCAUGGCGGCCAACGCGCGCUCCGCGGUCGCCGCGUUCAAGCACGCGGCGCGCGUCAUGGCUGCGCCGCGCGGGGCGGGCGGGUGCGUGCUCUGCACGGGGAGCACGACGGGGAUGAUGGGCGGGGUGGCGGCGCUGCCAUACAGCCUCUCGAAGGCGGCCGUGGUGGCGGCCGUCCGGCUGGCCGCGGCCGAGCUGGCGCGCGCCGGGGUCCGCGUGAACUCGAUCUCGCCGCACGCGAUCGCAACGCCCAUGGUGGUGGCGGCGCUGGCGAGGGCAAACCCCGGGGUGGGGGAGGAGGAGUUGAAGGGGAUGGUGGAGCGGGGCAUCGGCAUCGGCAUGGGCGGGGGUGGGAUCCGGGGGGCCGUGCUGGAGGUGGAGGACGUGGCCAGGGCGGCUGUUUAUCUGGCGUCCGACGAGGCGAAAUAUGUCACCGGGCAUAAUCUCGUGGUGGACGGCGGGUUCACUGUCGGGAAGCCGAUCAAUUUGUCGGCGGCGACCUGAGGAAGAAGACGCUUGCUCCAACGUGCUCAUCUCGGUCGCGUGCUUUCGCGAGGGAAACAAAUCUGUAAACACGCAUUUCCAUCUUUCGGAAAAUGAAAGAAAAAUGUGUAUCAGUCAAUUGCUGAAGUAGUGUCUCUCUCUCUAAAAAAAGAGAGUAGUGGAUUAUAUCAUUGGAGGGUAACUUUUAAGGCAGGGUAACUUUUUAUCCAAGUAUUAUGGUUUCCCGCCAUGCAACUGAAAAUAGCCUUACAUAUAUGAGAAGUUAAAGUCGGACUAA